Messenger RNA from Lodderomyces beijingensis, 480 nucleotides. The record is from the annotation of a GenBank genome assembly. Lineage: Eukaryota; Fungi; Ascomycota; Pichiomycetes; Serinales; Debaryomycetaceae.
AUGGCACAACCAGCAACGACUUUUAGCAAAUCCCUCGCUGCGGUGUAUCCUCCAGACAGUAGUGAUUCCGCAGAUGAAACACAGUUCCAUUUCCACUUGGUGGAAUUUCAAGACAAGUUUGUUUUGAACAUAUCCAUCAACGGAAUUCUAGAUUCGACAUUCAAGCUCCCCGUCUCGACGAAACGCGCCAUCAACUAUGAGGCAAUGAUGGACUUGUACGGGGCGAAUGAGCCCGCCAUGGAUGAAAGCGAUUCCACAGCAUCAACAACAGCAGAGCCGCAAUUGCUCAUUGGCGACUAUGCAAAUAUGAAAAUUUCAAUCAUUGCUGGUCAGAUUUGUAAACUAAUCUCGCAGCAGAAACCAAAGGAAACCAUCUUGUCUAUUGGUUCUCGAUGGUUUGGAAAAGGGGACGAAGUAGGACCUGAUGAUUUUGCGAAACUCAUGUUUGUAAUAGAAAAUGUUAAAACGUUACUCUUGUAG